AGAGAGAGAGAGAGAGAGACAUUGCGGGACAGUGAGAGAGAGAGAGAGAGAGAUACGUUGAUUGACACCUGGAGUGUCCUGCAAUAAAGAUGUGUGUGGGGAGAUCGUUUAUAUAUAGCGGCGCGUCCGGGCACAUUGUUCAUAAUUGCCACUCUGAAGCCCACUGCGCGGCUCAAGUUGAAGGCUACUGCAGUUAGUACCGCCAGGCAUAGAACAAAGCAAGCCUUUUCGGAAAAAGGACGACUAAAUGCAUCAAUAACACGAAUUUGCUUGAAGACACCCAACUCUCAAGUUUGAACUGGUUUCAUUUUGACAUUUUGAACUAAUAUUUGGGCACAGUGCGAACGCUAAGCACAUCGGGACAUCAUGCACUGUCAAGCCGAGUUGAGACUCUCCUCCUCCGGGCAGCUGAAAGCAGCCAGGCGUCGCUACAAGACUUUUAUGAUUGACGAAAUUCUUUCCAAGGAAACUUGUGAUUACUUUGAGAAACUUUCUCUUUACUCAGUAUGCCCUUCACUCAUCGUUAGGCCUAAACCUCUGCACUCAUGUUCGGGAUCCUCCUCACUGCGGGCCUACCCCCUUCUCUCAGUCAUCACGCGGCAGCCCCCCAACAUGCCUCCUCACCUCUCCCAGCCCUCAUCUCCCGGCCAGGUUCCCCACCUGCCCCUGCUCUCCCCCCAGCACCACUCCCGGGUCUCCGAGGCCUCCCACAGCGAGACACCUGUCAGCAUCAGCAGCGAGUCAGACACGGAGCACAGCACCACCCGACUGAAGAAACCCAGACGCAGCCGCACCAUCUUCACUGAGCUGCAGCUCAUGGGCCUGGAGAAGAAGUUCCAGAAACAGAAGUACCUCUCCACCCCUGAUAGACUAGACCUGGCCCAAUCCCUAGGCCUCACACAGCUUCAGGUGAAGACCUGGUACCAGAACAGAAGGAUGAAGUGGAAGAAAAUGGUGCUGAAGGGAGGACAGGAGGCCCCCACCAAGCCCAAGGGCAGGCCUAAGAAGAACUCCAUCCCCACCACCGAGGAGAUAGAGGCAGAGGAAAGGUUGGCCAGGCUGGCUGAGGAGGAGAGAAUGAGGAUGGCACCCGAAGAGGCCUUGGCCGACAGAGAAGCUCCCCAGUCGGAACCCCAUGACCUCAGCACGGUCGCUGGGGCUACAGAGACCUACAAUCCCACGGCGGUGAGCGAGGGUCGAGAGCAGCAAGUGCAGUCACUCCCGAUGCAGUCAGAGACACAUGCUGCCAGCUAAAGAAGACAGUUAUUCAUGUCUGAAUGAAACAGCCAAAGACUGGCGCUGACUGGAAAACAGAAGCACUUACUGUUGUGCCUCAGGAUCACUGAAAAAAGCCUGUCUGGUGUAGAUUAGUCAGUCGUGUUUGAGGUUUGACUAGAGUGGGUGACAUUCAUAGGUACGGUAGAUCAGUUUGGUUUUGCCAUAUCACUUUUGCCAUAUACUGGAAUAAAAUGGUGUUUUAAAAAGAGUUUACAUGUAGAGUUAGGUGUAUAUACAAAUGAAACAUCCAGAAUUGUACAGUGCAUUUUGUCCCUGUGUUUUUGUUUUCCUUUUAGAACAACAUUAUCACCUCCCCAGCCUCAGACCUGCUUGUUUACCGAGAGAGGACUCCUUUAGUCACAUGCUAUCCAGUUUGCCUGAGUGUUGUAGCUAUAUGUAAAUCAAUACUGUGCCACAGAUAUAACACAAAAUGACCACACUGGUCAUAGUGCCUUUUUCUCUCAGAGGAUAUAACAAGCUUUACCAGUCUAGAAACACCAAGGUUUAUUAAUACCAAAUUCAUAUCAAGUGUUCUUUAACAGUGUUUUCCUUUUGCUUUUUAAAAAGAGCAACACUUUGGUAAUUAAUUACUAUAUGCUCUGAAUUACAGUUAACACUGACAUUGUACUUAUUUUGUCAAGCUUUGAAGGGAAUUGUAUUUCUGUCCAUGA
Oncorhynchus tshawytscha (Chinook salmon) is the source of this 1949-nucleotide messenger RNA. RefSeq names its product homeobox protein BarH-like 2. The transcript has 4 exons. Gene Ontology annotation, biological process: regulation of transcription by RNA polymerase II. Gene Ontology annotation, cellular component: nucleus. The record is from RefSeq and is a predicted model, not a curated record. NCBI's taxonomy places the organism in Eukaryota, Metazoa, Chordata, Actinopteri, Salmoniformes, Salmonidae. Gene Ontology annotation, molecular function: DNA-binding transcription factor activity, RNA polymerase II-specific; RNA polymerase II transcription regulatory region sequence-specific DNA binding. The coding region runs from base 367 to 1254 and encodes 295 amino acids.